CAUAGACGAAAACCAAAAUUUAGAGUAAGUGAAGAUGUUUUUCCCUAUCUUCUUCACAUUUGUUCUCCUCCUCUCCACUUCCAAUGCUGCAGUGCAGGACUUCUGUGUUGCAGACUACAAGGCUCCAGAAGGCCCUGCAGGCUACUCCUGCAAGAAGGCUGCAACAGUUACCGUAGAUGACUUUGUAUUCUCUGGCCUAGGUGUUGCUGGUAACACCACAAACAUUAUCAAAGCUGCAGUGACCCCUGCAUUUGCUGCUCAAUUUCCUGGUGUUAACGGCCUUGGCAUUUCGCUGGCUCGUCUAGACCUGGCUCCUGGUGGAGUUAUUCCAUUUCACACACAUCCUGGAGCUUCAGAAGUCUUGGUUGUUACACAAGGAGCCAUAGUUGCAGGGUUCAUUUCAUCAGCUAACACAGUUUAUCUGAAAACCCUUAAGAAGGGUGAUAUUAUGGUGUUCCCUCAAGGGUUAUUGCACUUUCAAGUCAAUGGAGGUGGUUCUUCAGCAGUAGCAUUCGUUAGCUUCAGUAGUCCAAGCCCCGGUCUGCAGAUUCUGGACUUUGCACUUUUCAAAAAUGAUUUGCCUACAUCAUUGGUCGCAUCGACUACUUUCCUCGAUGUUGCUCAGAUCAAGAAACUUAAGGGUGUUCUAGGUGGUACUAAUUAAUUUAGGUUGUGUGGAGAUAUGUACCAGUGUGCAUGUAUUUCAUUUCCUUUUAUUCUCGAUCUGUUUUGUAUGAGAAGGCCUGUCAGUGUACUUAGGAUUACUCAGGUGCGUAGCGGUUUCUGAUUCAUCAAUAAAUGUAGUUUAUUUAUGCUUGUAUGAGUCUUAUCAUGUCCUCCAGUAUGUUGGACCGGUGAGGCAACAAUUAUAUUGAAGGGAAGUGCCAUAUUGCAUCUUAGU
Molecule: messenger RNA, 901 nt
Organism: Fragaria vesca subsp. vesca
Lineage: Eukaryota; Viridiplantae; Streptophyta; Magnoliopsida; Rosales; Rosaceae
Product: auxin-binding protein ABP19a-like
Exons: 1
Coding region: 35-664 (209 amino acids)
Cellular component (GO): cell wall
Molecular function (GO): manganese ion binding
Source: RefSeq, a predicted model, not a curated record